UAUAGUCGAGACGAUGAAAACAUUUUUAAAAACAAAAGAAGAUAUUUUCUUCUUAAUUAUAAACAUAAGCACCAUUGGGUAUGCGUUGUUUGAGUUUUAUCGUUUCGGAAAUGGCAACAAUAAAUAUGGAAUAUCAUAUUACGCGAGAUAUGGACGGAGUUUUUUGAGUAGCAUAGAAUUCGAAACUGAAUAUACUGAAUUUUUCAAAUAUGUAUCGUCUGCAUUCUAUUGGUUGAUUUUUCAUUGUAUUUGUUGUGAAUUUGUGCGAUACAUUAACGCUGAGAGAGUUACUGUAGUACACGCAAUAUUUGGGAUUUCAUUCUUAUUUUCAACAUACAAAAUGCCUAUCAUAGCCACAUCGAUCACCGCCUUACUAUCAUUUUAUAUUGCAAUGCGAUCGGCAAAAAAGAGAAUUGUUUGGUUCACCUUAUUGGCAUGGCUAUGUUUUGCUGGAUUGGUAAAAUUUGAUAUGCGUUCAAGAAAAUUCAUUUCAAAAAAUGUCACACACCUUGAAAUAUUCAAUGGAAUAACAGCUGUUGGUUGGCAAAUAAUACGACUUACAAGUUACACACUUGACUAUUGUGAUGCGUUGUCAAAUGUGAACAAUUCUGUGAAAAAUGCCGAAUUUGGUCGUAAAUUUUCCUUGGUCAAUUUCAUCGCUUUCAGUUUUUACUUGCCGUUUUUCGCUCAAGGACCACCGACCAUUUACAUGAAUUACUUGAGUAUGAUCAACGAAAAUAAAUUGGGAAAAAAUUGCGACUUGCAAAAGCGCGUAAAAAAUUUACUCAUUGAAUUAAUGAGAUUGGCUGGUACAAGUUUUGUCGCAAUUGUUAUGAUGCACUAUUUGUAUGCUGAAGCAAUUUCCUAUGAUCCAUAUCUGGUAAAGGAACUGAAAGGUUGGCCACUUUAUGGAUUAGCUAUAAGCACUGGACUCUAUUUCUCGUUUGUUUAUAUGUUGAAAUAUCAAUUGGGCAGUGCGCUUGCCAGAUUCGAUCGUAUUGAUGCUCCACCGAAGCCAAAAUGUUGUUUGCGCAUACACAAAAACUCGUUGACGUGGCGACAUUUGGAUAAAGGCCUAUAUGAUUUUGUGCUCAAAUACAUUUAUAUUCCGACCCGCAAUUUAACAACAAACUGGAAUAAAUGUGGUCGAUUUUUGGUGUAUGGAUUUGUUACAUUUUGGCAUUGUCCGGGCAGUUCGAUUUGGGUACUGUUUUGGGUCUGGUCAAAUUGUGCUAUAUUAUGUAUUGAACUCUUGGGUCGAUACAUUUGCAAAUCAAAAGUUUAUGAACGCAUUUCCAGUGUAAUUGGUUCAAGUAACAUGAGUAGAAUUAAUAAGAUUUUUGGUAGUCAAUUGCUUAUUUUUCAAACAGCUUUCGCUCUACUAUUCCUAUCAGACCAUAAGAUAUUCUUACAUGUUAUGUAUGAAACUUAUGUGAACAACACAUUACUAUCUUAUUCGAUUCUCAGCCUGGCAAUUUAUAGUCUAUAUCACGUUAGCGAUCUAAUUUUCCAACAUGAAAAACAUCAACAUUCAAACGAAAUAAAAAAUAAAUGACGAAAAACGAAAUAAAAAAAUACAUUUUUUCGGUUAAUAUUCAACAUGUUCCAAACAUUUUAUUUGACAUCUUCUAAAUCGAUUUUACUGCGUAUAAAAUGUACGGACGGUUGAUUAAAUUGUUUACAAUCACAUUUUUGGCAAGCUA
Contarinia nasturtii (swede midge) is the source of this 1703-nucleotide messenger RNA. RefSeq names its product protein-cysteine N-palmitoyltransferase Rasp-like. NCBI's taxonomy places the organism in Eukaryota, Metazoa, Arthropoda, Insecta, Diptera, Cecidomyiidae. The record is from RefSeq and is a predicted model, not a curated record. Bases 14 to 1555 code for a protein of 513 amino acids. Gene Ontology annotation, molecular function: palmitoyltransferase activity. The transcript is spliced from 5 exons. Gene Ontology annotation, biological process: protein palmitoylation. Gene Ontology annotation, cellular component: endoplasmic reticulum.